ACACAAUAAGCACUGAAUUGAAUUGAAAAUGGCUUUGAAAUUGAGUCGCGAGGGUACCAUUAGUUUAAUACGGAUGUAUGGAGAAUACGAAUGCCUUUGGAACUGUCGGAAGAAAAUCUAUAAAGAAACGUAUAUGAAAAGAGAAGCGUGGAAAGCUAUAGCCAAUUACUUUGGAACAGAUGUGAAAGAGAUUAAAAAGAAAUUAAAAUAUCUCCGCACCGCUUAUGUUGCUGAGCGACGAAAACUGGAAGAAUCGAAAAGAAAUUCUGUAAACCCAUCGUCAGUUUAUCAACCGAGGUUAUUUUACUAUAAUGACUUUAACUAUUUGGAUAACACGGUUGUUUUGAGAAAGAGGGAACUUUCGGACGAUGAUGGUGAUGCUGGUGACAGAGAAAUUUUACCAAAAGAAGAAGCAAGCGAAGCAUCCUAUGAUGAAUUAAGUAAUGAUACUAAUGAACAAUUGCAUGAAAACGAAUCGUUUUGGGAGAAGUGUGCGCCUGAAGAUUACCUAGAUGAGGACUUUAAAGAACCAGAUGUAAAAAAAAUAAAAGCAAACUCGCAAGAAAAUAACAAUACCAUAACUACUGUGAAUAGUUCUGAACCCAGUUCUAAAAGGAACGAACAAAAACGUAGCCCCGAGACGUCGGCUGGAACAGAUGAUAUGUAUUUAGCUUUUGGUAAAAGCGUUGGAUUGCAAUUAAGAAAUUUAAAGCCUAUUAAUGCCGCUAAGGCUAUGGCGCAAAUACAGGAAACUCUUACAAAAUAUAUAGUUUCGGAAGUGUAAUAAUUUGAAGGAUAAGUUAUUAAAAAUUUUAAUAAAAGUUAAGCUAUUUAUUUUUUU
Rhagoletis pomonella (apple maggot) is the source of this 841-nucleotide messenger RNA. RefSeq lists its product as uncharacterized. NCBI's taxonomy places the organism in Eukaryota, Metazoa, Arthropoda, Insecta, Diptera, Tephritidae. The record is from RefSeq and is a predicted model, not a curated record.